Molecule: messenger RNA, 4511 nt
Organism: Cicer arietinum (chickpea)
Lineage: Eukaryota; Viridiplantae; Streptophyta; Magnoliopsida; Fabales; Fabaceae
Product: pentatricopeptide repeat-containing protein At4g33170
Biological process (GO): RNA modification
Molecular function (GO): RNA binding; zinc ion binding; protein binding
Source: RefSeq, a predicted model, not a curated record
CUUCAUUAAAUCAAACAGACACUAAUAGAGAAAAGACAACAGAUUAUUAGAUUACUAUUCUCAUUCCCUCUACCAAAUGGAGGUUACCCAAUAAAGUCCUUCCAAUUUCAAACGACAAGCCGUAACAAGAUUUUUUCAGAGAAUGAGUGACGAAACCGAAUAUGCAUUUGCGAUUGCGAGCCACUUCCAUUGUGAACAAUCCACUCACCCAACGCUCUCACCUCAUUCACUCUCACUCCAACUCACACCCUUCCUCUCAUCUUCCUCAAUGGUUCUCCAUCCUCCGUCACGCCAUCGCAGCCUCCGACUUACUCCUUGGAAAACGCACCCACGCCCUCAUUUUAACCUCCGGCCACACUCCCGAUCUUUUUCUAACCAACAACCUCAUUACCAUGUACGCUAAAUGCACCUCUCUUACCUCCGCACGCCAACUGUUCGACAUAACGCUUCAAAGAGACAUCGUAACUUGGAACGCCAUUCUCGCCGCGUAUGCUCACACCAUAGAACUCGAUGACUUCCACAAAACCCAUGAAGCCUUUCACCUCUUCCGUAUUCUCCGUCAAUCCACCGUGGUCGCCACUCGUCACACUUUAUCUCCUCUCUUCAAGUUGUGUCUUUUCACUGCUUCUCCCUCCGCUUCCGAGACCCUUCACGGUUAUGCCGCUAAGAUUGGGUUGCAAUGGGACGUGUUUGUCGCUGGUGCAUUGGUUAAUAUAUAUGCUAAGUUUCGACGAAUUAGAGAGGCGCGUGUUCUGUUUGAUAGAAUGCCUGCGAGGGAUGUGGUGCUUUGGAAUGUCAUGUUGAAGGCUUAUGUGGAAAUGGGUCUUGGUGAUGAAGCUUUGGUUCUUUUUUCCGAGUUUCAUCGAAGUGGGCUGCGUCCUGAUUGCAUUAGUGUUCGUACUGUUCUAAUGGGGUUUGGUAAGAAAACUGUUUUUGAAAGGGAAUUGCAGCAGGUUCGAGCUUAUGCUACCAAGUUGUUUAUGUGUGAUGAUGAUUCGGAUGUUAUUGUUUGGAACAAAACUCUAUCUUCGUAUCUCCAAGCAGGUGAAGCUUGGGAAGCCGUUGAUUGCUUUAGAGAUAUGAUCAAAUUGCAUGUGCCGCUUGAUAGCUUGAGUUUUAUUGUGAUUCUCUCUGUGGUUGCCAGUUUGAAUCAUCUUGAACUGGGAAAACAGAUUCACGGUGCUGUUUUAAGGUUCGGAUGGGAUCAAUUUGUUUCUGUUGGGAAUAGCCUUAUUAAUAUGUACAUUAAGGGUGGUUCUGUUUAUUAUGCAAGAAGGAUGUUUGGUCAGAUGAAAGAAGUUGAUUUAAUAUCGUGGAACACUGUGAUAUCUGGUUGUGCUCUGAGUGGUUUGGAGGAGGGUUCUUUAAGGUUGUUUAUUGGUUUAUUACGGAGUGGACUGCUGCCGGACCAAUUCACCAUUGCAAGUGUUUUGAGGGCUUGCUCUUCUCUUGAAGAAAGCUACUUUCUUGGUAGGCAGGUUCAUACUUGUGCUUUAAAAGCUGGGGUCGUCUUAGAUUCAUUUGUUUCGACAGCUCUAAUUGAUGUCUAUUCUAGGAGUGGACAGAUGGAGGAGGCAGCACUUCUUUUUAAUAACCAAAAUGGAUUUGAUUUGGCAUCUUGGAAUGCUAUGAUGCAUGGGCAUAUAGUGAGUGAUAACUAUCGUGAAGCCCUGUGGCUAUUUAGACUAAUGCAUGAAAAUGGAGAGAAAGCUGAUCAGAUUACUCUGGCAAAUGCGGCUAAAGCUGCUGGGUGUUUGGUGGGGCUUCAACAAGGGAAGCAGAUUCAUGCUGUUGUUAUAAAAAUGAGGUUUGAUUUUGAUUUGUUUGUCAUUAGUGGUAUUCUGGACAUGUAUCUAAAGUGUGGAGAGGUGGAAAGUGCACAUAAAGUUUUCAAUGAAAUCCCUUCACCAGAUGACAUUGCUUGGACCACUAUGAUUUCGGGAUGUGUGGAAAAUGGGGAGGAAGAGCGUGCUCUUUUUACAUAUUACCAGAUGAGACUUGCUGGGGUGCAACCCGAUGAGUAUACCUUUGCUACCCUUGUCAAAGCUUGCUCUCUUUUAACAGCACUGGAACAAGGGAAACAAAUUCAUGCAAAUAUUAUGAAGUUGAAUUGUGCGUUUGAUCCUUUUGUGAUGACCUCACUUGUUGACAUGUAUGCCAAGUGUGGGAAUAUAGAAGAUGCAUAUGGUUUAUUUAGAAGAAUGUACACUAGGAGUGUUGCCUUGUGGAAUGCCAUGAUAGUAGGAUUGGCUCAACAUGGAAAUGCUGAGGAAGCUCUCAAUUUCUUCAAUGAAAUGAAAUAUAGGGGUGUAAGACCAGAUAGAGUUACUUUUAUUGGGGUCCUUUCUGCCUGUAGUCAUUCCGGUUUGAUACCUGAUGCCUAUGAAAAUUUUUAUUCUAUGCAGAAAAACUAUGGAAUUGAACCUGAGAUUGAGCACUAUUCUUGUCUCGUCGAUGCCCUUAGCCGUGCAGGGCGCAUACAAGAAGCUGAGAAGGUAGUAUCAUCAAUGCCAUUUGAAGCUUCUGCUAAUAUGUAUAGAACACUGCUUAAUGCAUGCAGGGUUCAGGGAGACAAAGAGACCGGAAAACGUGUAGCAGAAAAGCUUUUUACCUUGGAUCCAUCUGAUUCAGCGGCUUAUGUUCUGUUAUCCAAUAUUUAUGCCGCUGCUAACCAAUGGGAAAAUGCUGUGAGUGCUAGAAGUUUGAUGAGAAGAGUAAAUGUAAAGAAGGAUCCAGGGUUUAGUUGGGUAGAUUUGAAAAACAAGGUGCAUUUAUUUGUAGCUGGUGAUAGAUCACACAAAGAGACUGGUUUGAUAUAUAAUAAGGUGGAGUAUGUUAUGAAGAGGAUCAGAGAAGAAGGAUAUGUCCCUGAUACAGAUUUUACACUUGUUGAUAUAGAAGAAGAGGAUAAAGAGAGUGCUUUAUAUUAUCACAGUGAGAAGCUAGCAAUAGCUUAUGGGCUCAUGAAAACUCCACCAUCAACCACAUUAAGAGUAAUUAAAAACCUUAGAGUAUGUGGAGAUUGCCAUAAUGCAAUCAAGUAUAUAUCAAAAGUUUUUCAGAGAGAGAUUGUUUUGAGAGAUGCAAAUCGGUUCCAUCAUUUCAAGAGUGGGAUCUGCUCUUGUGGUGAUUACUGGUGAAUUUUUUCCCUUAAUAAUACAUGAAUAUCCCAUUUUUAAGUUGGCUUGUCCGAGAGCUACUAUAAGCUAACCUGUCAUCCACUCUAAUAGUGGCUGGUAAGAGAGGUACAUGGGGUGCACCUGUUUUCAAUGGUGUACCGGUGCACCUGUAAACUUAAAGCACUGAAUUCCUUAAGUGGCUGUUUGUUUAUAUGGUGGAAAGAACACUGAACAUAAAGCUACGCAUUGUAGCUACAAUGUUUUCACGGCAAGAAUGCCCAGGACACAAAAACGAGAUUUCUGCCGCAGUUCCAAACAAAAAAAAUUAUUAAAUUGUCAGCCAACAGUAAGAUUAUGCUAUGCAUGUAUGCAUAGUGAAUCACUCAAAAACAGGUAAAUAUUUGUAGAAUGGAUUGCUUGCACUCACACAAUCACUCUAUUGAUUUGAUGGUUUACGUUUUGGCUUUGUGUUUUGAAUUACUUUUGCAAAGUUUGGAAUCUGAGCAGUGCAAUUAAGAUUGGAUACUGAGAUCAGGGAACCUUUCCCUCUUCUCUCAUUAAUGAAUUCGGCCACCUUAUUAAUUUGAAUAUGGGUUUAGAGAAUGUUACCUCAACCAAGAUGACUGACUAUUUGUUAAUACUCUUUUGAUAUGCUUUGGUUUUAUUUUAUUUUUCAAUUGCUUCUGUUCUUGAGUGGCUGUCCCCUUCUCUCAAGCUUGCCAAGAAUCAUUCUAACUUUACAAAAUUUAAAGCAAGAAAGAGAGGCCCUUGUGUAUAUUUUUUGUUAAAUAUUUUAUUUUAUAGUACCAACUACAAAUAUAGGUUAGGUUACUUUCUAUUGCCUUCUAUGUGCUUAAUUCUCUGCUAUUAAUUUUUCUCUAAACAUUCACAUUCUCUGCUACCUAUGUUCACUUGUGUGUAGCUAGUUAGCUACAUCCACUACCUUUCUGCUUCUGUUGAUAGUUUUUUUACUUUUGUUGCUUAAAAUUGUCUCAUUGGAUUAGUUUUUGCUUGUGUACCUUUCUGCCUCGAACGGAAAGAGGCAUACCACGGGAAGGGUUCCAGCCUCUCUGUUUUUUCCCCUUUUUCGUGUAAACUUGGCAGUCAGUAAAAGGUGUAAUAGAGGAGACUAUGCUAGAACGAGGAAUUGAAGUCAAAGCGCUGUACUUUAUGAUCCAUAGGCAGGAGUACGAUACCUGCAUAUGUAUAAGGGGUUGGUAUGGGUAUAGAACCAAUUAGAUUAAGAUCUAAUGAAUAUAAACUCACAAUAUAUAUUAUAAUAUUGUAAGUUUCAUAUUAUGGCGGGCAAGUGGGACAUUUGUCCCCAAUAAAACAUAUUUACUUGUAUGAAUUUUCAAUUUUCUGUAAUUAACAUAUUAUUAUUUGGUUUAA